AUGCAAAAAACUAUCCCUUACUUCACUUCAACAACUGUAAUCCCAAAUAGUCUCACAAGAUCCAGCGCCGUCUUGGCAAACCGGGACCGCCAGCCCGAAAUUCCAGAAACACCAAAUCCCAUCUUCAUCUUCACACCUCGGUGCCGCAACGACUACCCACCACCCACCAAAAUGAAUCUCUCCACCUUCCGCCCCAUCUUCCGCCCCUUCAAAUCACCCCUCCCACGACCUCAAACAACCGCCAUCCGCCCACAACCACAAUGCCUUAACCCAACAUCCACACCCACCCACCCACAAUCCUUCUCCUCGACCACACGCCUACAAAAACGCACCAAAAAAGGCAGCGGCGGCGGCACAGACCCAAGAAUAACGGCAAUACGCUACCACCUCUCCCACCCCCUCACCCCGCGCCCCCUCCACUUCUCCCGCAACCGCCACCUCCGCCACUGGACCAUCCACCGAACGCGAACUCGAGCGCCAAUACAUGAGCAUGCGCGCGGCAUGCGAGCACCUGCGCGUGCUGGACAACCACGGCAACCGCGUGAGCGAGGAAGAGGCGGGCGGGCAGGGCCCUGA
Plenodomus lingam JN3 is the source of this 576-nucleotide messenger RNA. The record is from RefSeq and is a predicted model, not a curated record. Lineage: Eukaryota; Fungi; Ascomycota; Dothideomycetes; Pleosporales; Leptosphaeriaceae.